Orbicella faveolata is the source of this 1485-nucleotide messenger RNA. RefSeq names its product homeobox protein ceh-31-like. Lineage: Eukaryota; Metazoa; Cnidaria; Anthozoa; Scleractinia; Merulinidae. Gene Ontology annotation, biological process: regulation of DNA-templated transcription. Gene Ontology annotation, molecular function: DNA-binding transcription factor activity, RNA polymerase II-specific; DNA binding. The record is from RefSeq and is a predicted model, not a curated record.
AUGAAACAUUUGGAAACUGAUAAACUCGGAUGCAAGGAGGAUGGCACAGUUCUCGCUCUUUCGGUUUCUUCUCUUUAUUAUCAAACUCCGUACCAACCAAGUGCUGUUACUCGCGAUUCCAUUGUUCUGCUACUUUCAACGUUAAAGCACCCGGGCAUCGCGUCAAGGCCAGUUAUCGAAAUGUACACUAGGUACCAAGAUUCGUUCCUGUUUUAUCAGAAUCCUCAAUACAUGCAGAACAAUCCCCUGUUACUGUCGCCUCCUCCGCAUUACACUUCUCAUUUUCUGACGGAGGAGAGCAGGAUUUGUAACCCGUCACAGCCGUGUUUUAUGGCCAAACAAACUGGUCCGUAUACCCAACAAGAGACAUUCACCUCGAGCGGGGGCCCUCAACUGCCAUUAAACUACACAACAGACCCAAGAACGCUGCUGCCUACCUCCACGAGCAAGCUGAGCAUUCCUGACCCUCCCUCCAGCUCGGAUAUCAUACAUCAUCCACUUCCCGUGUACUUCCGUGUAAAGCCAGCUCUUCGCACCCCAAGCGGGAAGAGAUGUCGCAAAUCGCGCACAGUUUUCACGGAUCUUCAGUUGCGUGUCCUGGAGAAAACCUUUUCAGAGCAGAGGUAUUUAGAUUCGACAAAUCGCGCCAAAUUAUCGCAUAUCCUGGGCUUGAACGAAGCGCAGGUGAAGACCUGGUUCCAGAACAGAAGGAUGAAGUGGAAAAAGAAAGUAGCGAAAAAUGACAAGCCUGAUAGCUCGACUACGAGUAAAAAAGCAGAGAAAAGCGACUCAGCUGUUGGGAAAAACAACAAAGAAACAGCCACAAAUGAGAGGGAAAAGACUUCAAACUAAUUGAACAAUUCGAUACAUUGAACUGAAAGAGGAACAAAAGUCGUAACUUUACCGUUUGUAAGAUCAUUUAUUGUAACUAAUUAGCAAUCAGAAAACAGAUACUUGUGUAACUUAAGGCUUGAUAGUGUUAAUUUGACGGAAGUUUAUGGAGACGCUGGGGAAUUGGGAAAAGCAAAGUUACAUUUUAAAACCAGAUAAGAAAUUAUCAUUCAAACUAAUCGGCGAAAGAGGAGAAAAGAACAAUUUUCUUUAUCUCCGCUGGCGGGCUUUGUCUUUCAUCUUUAAAACGCAAACAAUUUAGACACUUUAUUCAGAUCAUGCUCGUCACAGUCAUGAAGGAAGGAAAGUUUUAAUAAAUUUUUAGCUUGACGUUGUAACGCAUUUAUCAGCUUUUUCUUGAUCAUGAUAAAUCGCUUUUUUUUCGUGUGCUAGUAAAUUUAGCUGUCGUUUGAACAUAACUGAUCUUGUAAGAGUGAGCCGCGCGGCAAGGAAAAUGUUUUAAAGUAUUUGUAAAUAUCAACUUUAGCAUUUCCUGAUCUAGUAAAAUACACAAAUCACGAUGUAAUUUACGGCUGUAAAAAGUCGGCAUGUAUCUGUUGAACAUACAAAAGAAAACCAUGGAAAACUCAGUAA